UCACUCCAUCUCAGGAGUAUUUCUUUCUUUUGGGCAUUGCAGAAUUCUAGCCAGAGUAGGAAAUGUAGAGAGAAAGAGAGACAGAGACAGAGAUGGUGGUGGCCUCAGGAACUAAUUCCUACGCGAAAGAGAUGGCCAUCCGAAAGAGGAUUGCCAACAUAUACAAUAAAAGGGAGGAUGACUUUCCAUCCUUAAAAGAAUACAAUGAUUACUUGGAAGAAGUGGAGGACAUGACAUUCAAUUUAGUUGAAGGAAUAGACGCUGCUGCCAUUGAAGCAAAAAUUGCCAAGUACCAAGAAGAAAAUGCUGAGCAGAUUAUCAAUUCCCGAGCUCGCAAGGCUGAAGAACUAGCAGCAGCUCUACAGGCAAGCAAGGGGCAUCCUGCACAGCCACAGACAGAUGCUGCUGAUGGGGCUGCAGGUCAGAUCUCUCAAUCAGCGGUUGGUGGGCAGGGUCAGUACGCGCCUGCUGUCGCUGGGGGUGCUUUCGCUCAACCACGGCCAACAGGCAUGGUCCCGCAAGCACAGCCUGUCCCAGUUGGCGGUGGCCUUGAUAUGCAGGGGUAUGGUGGGGAUGAUGAAGAAACACAAAAGUUGCGGGCAGAAAGAGGUAGAAGAGCAGGUGGGUGGACUGUGGAACUGAGCAAGAGGAGAGCAUUUGAAGAAGCAUUUGGUAGCAUAUGGAUUUGAAAUUUCUCCAACACAGCCAUAUCCCUCUUCACUGCCCCCUUACAACUAGAAGCUCUUGUUGAAAGCAAUGAAGUGCGCAUUCAUAUGUCAUUUUCCAUGUUGUAGGCGUAUGUGUAUGAAUAGGUACUGCAGUGAUGCGGGUCCUACUGAGGAUGGCCCUGGUUCACAACGACAUAUCUAAUAAAAGAAGGUUACAAAAGUCUGCCACGCGA
Molecule: messenger RNA, 901 nt
Organism: Magnolia sinica
Lineage: Eukaryota; Viridiplantae; Streptophyta; Magnoliopsida; Magnoliales; Magnoliaceae
Exons: 5
Coding region: 93-689 (198 amino acids)
Biological process (GO): DNA repair; regulation of transcription by RNA polymerase II; regulation of cyclin-dependent protein serine/threonine kinase activity
Cellular component (GO): transcription factor TFIIH holo complex
Source: RefSeq, a predicted model, not a curated record